Molecule: messenger RNA, 1302 nt
Organism: Miscanthus lutarioriparius
Lineage: Eukaryota; Viridiplantae; Streptophyta; Magnoliopsida; Poales; Poaceae
Source: the annotation of a GenBank genome assembly
AUGCCGCCGGCGCGGCGACCCCGCGUUUCGUCGAGGCCGCCGUCCACUUCCUCCGCCGCGGCGGCGGAUGGGCGCGGUGGCAGAGGCUGGCUGUCCACCCUCCGUGGUGACCCCGCCAAACGUCCGCGCCGUGCCGACGACGACGACGGCACGCCGCUCAGCGACGAGGUUCUCCUCGUCAUCUUCGCCGGCGUGCACAACCUCGCUGAUCUCGUCCGCUGCUCCGCCACCUGCCGGCGCUGGCAUCGCCUGGUGUCCGCCGAAGCCGCCUUCCUCUGCCGCACUCCACGGCUCGUGCCCGCCAGGUUCAUCGCCCCCCUCGCGCUCGGCUUCUUCCACCACCAGGCGGACGCCGCGCCGGGCUUCGUCGCCAUGGCCUCCGCAUCGCGCCGCUUCCCCGGGCUCCUCCGGAACCCGCCGCCGUCCCUGGGCGCGCUCGUCGACAACGGGCUGUUUGACGGGUCUUCCCGCAUCGUGGCAGCCAGGAACGGCCUCCUCGUCGUUGACAUCCGGCACGGGAAGCACAACGGGGCGCUCAAGCUUUGCGUCUGCAACCCAAUGACAGCCGAGGACCGUGAUGACAAGGCCACUGACCCGCCGCCGCCACCGUCGUACUUCCGCCUGGUCAUGGUGUACACUCGACGUGGCUUCACUGCGUUCCGGAGCUACUCAUCGGACCAAGGCAGCUGGAGUGAAGAGGCAAAAAUGACCGGCUCUAGGCUCGGCAAGAAACAGAUGGGCUUGACACACAGUGGAGUCGUGAGCCGUGACCGCAAGCGAGUGUACUGGAUGGCCAAGAACGUGGUACUUGUUCUUAGCCUCAACCAUCUGCAGUCCGCACUGGUAUUCAUGCCUCGGUCUGGAAACGGAAAGAUCUUUGACAAAAACUCCUUGCUAGGUUUGUCACAAAAGGGUUUGCUGUGCGCCGUCCAGUUUGACCCACUGCCAGCACGUAUGAAGGCUGACCGCAUCUCCAUACGCAUAACCACCUGCACCGACCGUCGGUGGUGGGAUGAGAUCGAAUCAAUCCAGGUAGGACAAUCCUUGCCUGCCGAUGUGAUCAGUUUGAAGCUGAGGUGGUUCUGCGGGAAGAGUGGCUUUGUGUUCUUCACAGCCGUCACUGGGGACAGUGGCCACCGGAGAAGCUUGGUGUAUGCUCUGAGCCUCAACACACGGGCGGUUGAGAAGCUGGGGAGCCACGACGGUGAAGGUGAUCUGUGGGAGGGGCUUCAUGGGUACGAGAUGGAUCAGGUGGCAUACCUGGCAUCCCUUGCUGAGCCAGAUGGCCCGAAGGAUAUGUGA